GGAGAAGCACAAGUUGCUGCGCGUCUAAACAUCUUUAAUCAUUUCAUUAAAAUGUUAAUAGGUUUUGCAGUUCCUGAUAGAUGUGAUGGAAUUAAAAAAUAAAAGCACGCUAUUGUGUUUGUCUCUGAAGAUUUAAACCCCAUCCCAUUUAAGAGCUGUUAUAAUGAGUUCAGCACGAGACAGAUGGAGCUCCUCCAGGAAGUCUCAGGCUCCUGAUCCUGUUCCCUCACAGUUGUGUGAGGAUGUAAAAGCAGAGACUUCAGACAGAGAAACAUAUGAAGUGUUAGAAGUCUGUGUGAAGAAAGAGGAGACGCUGGAGCGGAAGAUCGACGAUGAUGGAGAUGACUUCGUCAACACACCUGAAGAUAUCUCCAUUAAAGAGGAAGAUCUUGACACUAAAGACUACCUCUAUUGUGAGAUCUGCAAAUCCAUCUUCUUUAAUAAAUGUGAGGUUCAUGGACCGCCUAUUUUUAUCCCUGAUACUCCCGCUCCCAUGGGUGGCACAGAUCGAGCCAGACAAACUCUUCCCCCUGGACUGGAGAUUCAGAAGUCCGGUAUUCCUAAUGCAGGCCUGGGAGUGUUCAAUAAGGGGGAGACUGUUCCAGUAGGUGUACACUUCGGACCCUACCAGGGAGAGCUGGUAGACAGAGAGAAAGCCAUGAACAGUGGAUACUCCUGGGUGAUAUGCAGGGGCAGCCAGUGGGAAGAAUACAUAGAUGCUACAAAAGAAAAGCAAGCAAAUUGGAUGAGGUUUGUGAAUUGUGCUCGUAAUGAUGAAGAACAGAAUCUUGUGGCAUUUCAAUAUCAAGGAAGAAUUCUGUAUCGUUGUUGUCGACCCGUCAACCCAGGACAGGAGCUCUUGGUGUGGUAUGAAGAGAAGUACGCAAAAGAACUCAGUCCUGCAUUUGACCAGCUCUGGAACAGAAAAUGCUCCACGAAUGAUAUAAACAAUGCUGCGUUGCAAGUCUUUCGCUGUGCCAUUUGUCCUCUUUCCUAUGCGUCUCAAAUUUACCUAGACAAACACAUUGAGAGAUGCCACUUUCAAAUCCUUUCUAAAGACUCCAAUAGUCAGCCAUCCUCAUCUCAUACUCUCAGUUCUGACGCUUCUCACAAUGAUGUACAGAAGGAAAGUCACCACUGCAUAUCCUGUGGAAAGAAUUUUGGUCAUCAAGAUGCCCUCAAAACACACCAGUGCAAUCAAGCAGGAGAAAAAUCGCAUCACUGCUCGCAAUGUGGAAAGAGUUUUAACCAAAAAAGAAAUCUCUACAAACACCAGAUCAUUCACACAGAAGAGAAACCGUAUCACUGCUCACAGUGUAGAAAGAGUUUUACUUAUCCAGCUGCCUUCCGAAAGCACCAGUGCUUACAGAAACCGGAGAGGACACAUAACUGUUCACUGUGUGUUAAGAGUUUUUUUCAUCUGAGCGCCCUCCUAGAUCACCAGCGCAUUCACACAGAAGGGCGGUCAUACCGUUGCUCAGAUUGUGGAAAGAGUUUUAGUGGACAGAGCGCUCUACGACAACACCAGUGCCUUCAUACAGGAGAGAAGCCGUAUCACUGCUCACAUUGUAGGAAGAGUUUCACUCAGAGGUUUACUCUCCAACAGCACCAGCACAUUCACACGGGUGAGAAGCCAUAUCAGUGCCCACAGUGUGCAAAGAGUUUCACUUAUCAGACUGCUCUCAAACGACACCAGCGCAUUCACACAGGGGAGAAGCCGUAUCACUGCUUGUGGUGCGAAAGGAGUUUUAUUCAACGACGUAAUCUCAUACAACAUCAGCACAUUCACACAGGAGAGAAGCCAUAUCACUGCUUACAGUGUGGAAAGAGUUAUAUUAGCCAGAGGAAUCUUCAACGACACCAGUACAUUCACACAGGAGAGAAGCCAUAUCAGUGCUCACAGUGCGGAACGAGUUUUGCUUAUCAUACUGCUCUGAAACGACACCAGUGCAUUCACACAGGAGAGAAGCCACAUCACUUUAUACAAUGUUAGAAGAAAUUAAAUUUACUCAACUGAGUAAUCUCCAAUGAUUCCAUGGAUCUUAAAUAUAACUGAAAAAGUAAAGAAGUACAUUAAUCAGAUGUUGCAUGAUGUAAAGUUGUCAGAUUCAAUAUGUUUAUUAUUACUGUUUUGGCUGAAAAAGAUGUAUAUAUUUAAUUGUAUUUUUUUUUUCUUGAGUCACAUGUAAAUCAGUAAUGAUGUUUCCAACAUUUAAUCAAACUCUGCCAACAUUUAAAUUAAUCAAGCAUUUAGUUCCUCUAACCACUCAAUUGUUUCUUAUCUUAAAUAUUGAAACAAUAUUGGACAUGAAAGUUCAUUGCAGUAACCAAAGGAUUUAAAUGCAUUCAUGUCAUAAAAGGGGGGCAUCCAGUGAGGUAUGUCUUGUAUCUAUAGUGAACAUAUCUGUAAAGACAGAUUAAUUAUAUUCCAUGAUCAAGAAUUCUCUACGCCAAAGGCACUUUAUAGGUAAAUGCACACAAUAUUUAUUAAACUCCAGUUUAACAGUCAGGAUCCUUACUUGGGAUCAAAGAUAACUUAAAUCUGAUGAUUUACAUUUGCUGCUGAUGGUACAUUUUAGCUGUAAAUCUGUUAUUUGAGGACAUUUUUCAUGUCUUCAAACCAUUGCUUCCUUAACACGUUAAGAAAGACUAAUGUUAUGGUAAUGAACAUGGAAGUAUGCAUCCAGAACUGGAAGUUGCCUUCUUUUUUCAGAACAAACAACUGAGGCCACACGGCAUAGCAAAUGGCAUUGAUGGUAAAAUGUGAUUGAAGUCGUGACUUUCAGCUUUAAUUUGUGGGGUUGGACAAAUUUCUGGCACUAGACAUUCACCCAUUACUCAAACAUGCACACACUUCCCAUUUGGGGGAUAAUAAAUAGUGGAACAAACUCUUAUAGUUACAAACGUAAGGAUUUCCAUUAAUACUUGGGUCCUUUGUUUUUAUUGUAUGCAAUUUGACUUCCUUAAGUCUUA
Messenger RNA from Clarias gariepinus (North African catfish), 2973 nucleotides. Its product is annotated as histone-lysine N-methyltransferase PRDM9-like. The transcript has 7 exons. Gene Ontology annotation, molecular function: protein binding; histone methyltransferase activity. The record is from RefSeq and is a predicted model, not a curated record. Gene Ontology annotation, cellular component: nucleus. Lineage: Eukaryota; Metazoa; Chordata; Actinopteri; Siluriformes; Clariidae. Bases 164 to 1993 code for a protein of 609 amino acids.